UGCCGGAGGCGGUGCGGCUCCGCAAGCGGCGGUCGGUGCUGUACAGCUCGGCCGGGGGGGCCGCAGCGCAGCGAGGCGCCGACCAGCUUCGUCCCGGACGAGUACUGGCAGUCGCUGGAGGUGGCCCAUCGCAUGGUCUUCAAUUAUGGUUACCUGACUUGGGAAUGGACAAGUAACUUAAGGGGCUACUCAUACCCACUGAUCUUUGCAAGCAUAUACAAAGCAUUACAGCUGCUGGCUAAGGAUAAUGUUCAGCUGCUGAUCUGGGUCCCUAGGCUUGCACAGGCAGUGCUGGCUGCUUUUGCUGAUGUGAAGCUUUACUCAUUAGUGCAACACCUUGAAAAUUCAGAAACAGCAAAGUUCGUGUUCUUCUGCCAACUCUGUUCCUGGUUUACAUGGUAUUCCUGUACCAGAACUCUAACAAACACCAUGGAGACUAUUCUCACCAUUUUUGCUCUUUCCUACUAUCCGAUAAAAGGCUCCAAGAUGGGGAACAGUUGUAAGUAUUUAGCUUUGGUUGCACUUGCAAUUAUUAUUCGUCCCACUGCUGUUAUCCCGUGGAUGCCUUUGGUCUUCAGCCAUUUUUUGCAAGAACAGAGGAAAGCAGACCUUAUCCUACACAACUGCAUUCCAGUCGGAUUGGUCACAGUAGGAACCUCUUUAAUAAUUGACCGUGUGUUUUUUGGUGAGUGGGUACUGGUUCAGCUGAACUUCUUGAAAUUCAACGUGCUGCAGAAUUUGGGAACAUUUUAUGGCUCUCACCCCUGGCACUGGUACUUCACUCAGGGUCUGCCAGUUGUGCUGGGUCCCCAUCUGCCGUUCUUCGUUCACGGCUGCGCGCUGGCACCAAGGAGGUUCCGCAUCCUUCUGCUGGCACUGCUCUGGACACUGCUGGUGUACAGCACACUGAGCCAUAAGGAAUUCAGGUUCAUCUAUCCAGUACUGCCAUUCUGCAUGAUUUUUUGUGGAUAUUCUUUGAGAUACCUGAAAGCAUGGAAGAAAACUGCAGCAAGUUUCCUGCUGUUAUCCAAUUUAGUCCCAGCCCUGUACACAGGCUUGGUUCACCAGCGAGGCACUCUGGAUGUUAUGAGUCACAUCCAGCAGCUCUGCAGUCACUCCCAGCAGUCACAAGCUUUUGUCUUCAUCCUGAUGCCAUGCCACUCUACCCCAUUUUACAGUCAUGUUCACUGUCCUCUAAAAAUGAGAUUCCUUCAGUGUCCCCCAGACCUAAGUGGCAAUGCGAGCUACGUUGAUGAAGCAGAUGUGUUUUACUCUGACCCACUUGGCUGGCUGAACAAGGAGUUUCACAAUGACACAUUAUUACCCAGUCACUUGAUCCUCUUCAAUGUGCUAGAACAGGAAAUAUCAUCAUUUCUAGCUUUAAAGGGCUAUGAGAAAACAGCCACUAUCUUUCACACUCAUGUACCUCAAGGACGAGUUGGAAGCCACAUCUCCAUCUACAGGAGGAAAACUGAAAUGAAUUAUCCCUGAAGAUCAGGCUCAGGCUCAGAGCUCAGACCCAAUGAGAUCAGUUUUGCACAGCAGUAGCUGUGCUUACAGCUCGUACUGCAGAAAGGAGAAAGCACUGAGUCUGAAACCGGGGGAGUGCCAUGAGGCUGCCUGCAAACACAUCCACCUCCUCCUGAAGGCAGCUUCAGUAGCACUAGGGCAGGGUGGGGUUCCUGACCUACCUUACAACUCUAGAAAUCAUUGGGAAGACCAAAAUUACCAUAUGAAUACUUAAGCAAUAAAAUACAGACAAGACUGGACCGUUUUUAUAGAACUGUACAGCUCUGCUGAGUUUCUUUUAUAAUAAAAGACUUUUACCCACAA
Molecule: messenger RNA, 1833 nt
Organism: Zonotrichia albicollis (white-throated sparrow)
Lineage: Eukaryota; Metazoa; Chordata; Aves; Passeriformes; Passerellidae
Source: RefSeq, a predicted model, not a curated record